Molecule: messenger RNA, 4771 nt
Organism: Hemicordylus capensis (graceful crag lizard)
Lineage: Eukaryota; Metazoa; Chordata; Lepidosauria; Squamata; Cordylidae
Gene: TAB2
Product: TGF-beta activated kinase 1 (MAP3K7) binding protein 2
Exons: 9
Coding region: 846-2936 (696 amino acids)
Biological process (GO): positive regulation of protein kinase activity
Molecular function (GO): ubiquitin binding; K63-linked polyubiquitin modification-dependent protein binding
Source: RefSeq, a predicted model, not a curated record
CGCGGCCGUUCUCCUUCGACAGCUUUCCCGUUAGCACUCGGGGCAAGAUCUCGCGAUGCUUGCCAACUAGAGUGGCCGCCAUAUUGUGUGACACUAUUUUGAUUUGGACUCGGCUGGCUGGCUGCUGGGACGCGCAGCGAGAGGAGGAGGAGGAGGAGGAAGAGGAGGGAGGGAGGGACAGGAGCGGCUGGGAAGCCGGAGCGGCUCUGAACGAGGUCGGGAGCGGCGCCCGCAAGACAGACACCCACCUACCCGAGCCUUUCCCCCUUCCUGUGCCGCCCCAACAGCAGCGCCAGCACGGAACCUCCCUCCCUCCCUCCUCUGGUGGCGGCGGCGGGAGGCGGCGGCUCCGGACUGGCUCGGAGGUGUCCGCCUUGCCGGUUGGCGGCGGCGGCGGCAGCAGCGCCGCGCGGGCGGUAGUGGCCACGGCUGUGGGAGGCGGAGGAGGAGCCGGCGGACGAGAAGGCUGGCCAUGAAGCUUUGGGGAGAGAGAUCAGCCUGUAGACCUUCCUUCCUAUUAUCUAUGGUUCCUUAGGAGGCAGAAAGAUGGCUACUGUUCAGAGCCUACUAGUGAACCUGCUGAUUAUAUUGUUUAUGGGGUUUAAGCACAUGGUGAUGCUUUGUUACAUGAAGAAUGAUUACCCUGAAAAACCUAUGGUGCAGGAUGCUGGACAAAAUACAGCCAAGGAUCAGUGGGUGAAGAGUCUUUCCAGACCUUGAUCUGCUACCUGUCAGUUGUGCUUUGAUAUAUAAAGUAAAAUGAUGGGACAGAAGAGAUGAUUGUUCAUUCGCACUAAGGCCUGGAACUGCCUAUUGAACAAAAGUCCUAACGAGGCAACAUACGAAUGGCCCAAGGAAGCCAACAAAUUGAUUUUCAGGUUUUACAUGACCUGCGCCAAAAAUUUCCUGAGGUACCUGAAGUUGUUGUGUCCCGAUGCAUGUUACAGAAUAAUAAUAACUUGGAUGCCUGUUGUGCUGUUCUCUCUAAGGAGAGCACCAAAUAUCUCUACGGUGAAGGUGACAUUGGUUUUUCAGAUGAUUCAGGGAUUUCCAGUCUGCGAAAUCACAUGACAUCCCUUAAUUUGGAUUUGCAGUCACAGAAUGUGAUUCUCCAUGGAAGAGAAGGAAGUAGAAUGAAUGGAAGUAGGACUUUAACUCAUAGCAUUAGUGAUGGACACCUUCAAGCCAGCCAAUCCAACAGCGAACUAUUUCAUCAGGAACCACAGACAGCUCCAGUCCAAGUUCCACAGGGAUUUUUUGGCAUAUCUAAUACUGUUAGUACUUCUAAUCCAGGGCAGCAUUUUGGAUUUCACUUGGGCAGCAAAGGAACAUCUACCUUGGCUCAGCAAACACCUAGAUUCAAUCCCAUCAUGGUAACUUUAGCCCCACAUAUCCAGCCUGGUCGGAAUACUCCAACAUCUUUGCACAUACAUGGUGGACCUCCACCUACAAUAAACAGUCCACAAGGCAAUUCUAUCUAUAUUAGGCCUUAUAUCACAACUCCAAGUGGUACAGCUCGCCAGACUCAGCAAAAUCCAGGCUGGACAUCUCAAUUUAAUCCCAUGCAUUCUCAACAAAACUACCAGCCUUCACAUCCUAAUCCGUGGACAACUAUUCCUACAAGUUCCUUGCCACAUACCUCAUUGCAACAAUCAACGCAGCCAAACCAGCAAGGCCAUCAGACCUCCCAUGUCUAUAUGCCUAUAAGUUCUCCUACUACUCCACAAGCACCUACAAUUCAUUCGUCUGGUAGCUCACAGUCUUCUUCCACGCAGAGCCAAUACAAUAUUCAAAAUAUCUCAACAGGACCUCGUAAAAACCAAAUUGAAAUCAAACUUGAACCACCACAAAGAAACAAUUCAUCAAAAUUGCGUUCAACUGGCCAUCGCUCGUCAUCGAACCCCUGUUCCCUCAACAGCCAGACUUUAAGUAGAAGUCAGCCCACUGUUUACAUUGCUGCCAAUCCACCAAAUACUGAUGAAAUUAUCACACGAAGUCAGCCUAAGGUCUACAUUUCAGCCAAUGCCUCUACAGGAGAUGAACAACUUGUACGAAAUCAACCGACGCUCUUCAUAUCAACAAAUCCAGGAGUUACUGCCACGUCUAGGAAUAUGUCUGGUCAAGUAAGCAUGGGACCUGCGUUUAUUCACCACCACCCUCCCAAGAGCAGAGCAGUUGGCAGCAGUGCCACUGCCACUUCUCCACGAGUGGUGGUUACACAGCCUAACACAAAAUACACUUUUAAAAUUACUGUUUCUCCAAAUAAACCCCCUGCAGUUUCACCAGGGGUGGUGUCCCCAACUUUUGAACCUACCAAUCUUCUAAACCUUCCCGAUCACUUUGCAGAGACGGAGGGUAUCCAACACCUUACUGACCCUGUUUUAGCACAUGUCGAUAGGAUUAGUGAGGCACGGAAACUGAGUGUGGGAUCUGAUGAUGCUGCCUAUACACAAGCUUUACUAGUACACCAGAAGGCUAGGAUGGAACGACUUCAACGAGAACUUGAGAUUCAAAAGAAAAAGCUGGAUAAACUAAAAACAGAAGUCAAUGAAAUGGAGAAUAAUCUAACACGAAGGCGCCUGAAAAGAUCAAAUUCUGCUUCCCAAAUUCCUUCACUUGAAGAAAUGCAACAGUUAAGAAGUUGUAACAGACAGCUUCAAAUAGACAUAGAUUGCCUAACCAAAGAGAUUGAUCUUUUUCAAGCAAGAGGACCACACUUUAAUCCUAGUGCCAUUCAUAAUUUUUAUGACAAUAUUGGAUUUCUAGGUCCUGUAGCACCAAAGCCCAAAGAUCAAAGGUCUAUUAUCAAAACACCAAAGACUGUACCUGAUACGGAAGAAGAUGAGGGAGCUCAGUGGAAUUGUACUGCUUGUACUUUUUUAAAUCACCCAGCCUUAAAUCGUUGUGAACAGUGUGAAAUGCCCAGGCAUUUCUGAGCCAGGGAGGCUCACUUACCUUCUGUAAAUCCAACUUUUGACUAUUGUGUCAUUUCCUUGGGAUAAAUAAUCAUUUAUGCAUAGGAUUUUGUAAAAUUGAACAUGUGACAAGAUGGUUUAUUACUAAUGUUAAAUGUCAUGCUACAGAGAUAAUACCUCAGUGUUGUGCUGCAGGCAGCUGAAGUUCAUCAGCUGGACGGUAAUUGCCUGAAAGACUUGGUUGCCAGCUGCCUGAAUCGUGUACAGUAUUACCAGAACCCCAAUAAGAAUAACUCUCACCAUGUUCAAUGCUUGGGUGUUCCCCCAACCACCUUUCUCUGCAGAUGUCACUACUGAAUUUUGACAGGGGAAGGGUUUAGAUUGAUAGCUUUUUGUUGUUGUUUGUAAAGCUUUCAGUGAAACACUACGUUCAAUGAAAAGGAACAAGCUGAAAGUGUGUUAAAACUGUUUGCUGCCACAGGGCCCUUGGAUUGUGGACGAAUUUCACAAAUCAUUUCACAAAUGGUACUCUUUGCCUUGUCUUUCAGAAAAUGGCUCUGUUCUGUGAAGACAAAUCAGUACAAUCAUGUCUGAAGAUGCAAAAGAAAACUGCAUGCUUUGUCUGUACAAUACACACAGUGAAAUACCCCAAAGCUUUUCCUACUGUACAUAGCUCUAGAGCCUGCUUUAAGUGACUUUCUUUCCUUCACCUUUUAUUAUUUCUUGUACUUCUUGAUGUAUAGUGUAAUAGUCUUUGUUAACUUUCCUUUCCCCUUUAAGUGAUUACACACAAUCAUGACCCUUUUUCAAAAGCUUUUGAUCUGAGAGAAGCAGUGCCUUAAAAUACGAGCAUUAAUGAUAAACAAUGCACAGAAUAGCUCUCCACAGCCUAUUCUGUACAUUGUAAAUGCCGGUGAUCUGUGAAGACCUGCAGAUGCAGCAUGGUGAAAAUGCAGGAAAAGUUGGAAGAGUUUAUGCAUAUAGUUCACUCUGUACACUGAAUUUUACGGUGGGUGACACAGUGUAGUGUUUUUCUGGCACGACUAAACCAAAGGUAUAUUAUAUUCAACCCACCAACAGAUCAACAUCUGAAUCAUAUUGCUGGAUCUCUUGCAAACUCUUCAAGAGGUAGUUACUGGGGCAGUACAAUACAGCAGCAGUAGCAUAAAAAUAUCAGUGCUAUCCUAUCAUGGCAGCCAGUUUCUAAAGCUGACGGUGGAAAUUAGCAAUAAUCAGGACAAAUAAAAUUAUAGGCUGGAAACGAGAAAUCAAGCAGACUUGAACACUGAAGCAAUACCAAGCAUCUCUUUAUUUCCAUUGUCUCCCCCCCCCCCUUUAAAGGAAAACAUUCAGGUAAUCAAGAGCAUAUAUGAUUGAACUUAAAGUGUUUUUUAAAAAUAUGCUCUCUUGCAUACUACAAAAAUAAUGUAGUGUCUCUUACGAUGAGAGAGGAGGUAGUGCUUAAAUGUCACAAGAGACACAGUAGACUGUCACCCACUGUAAAUAUUUGCCAGUGGACAUUUUUAAUAGGAAUUUUACAAGUGAUCUAUGUGAAUACACAAAGGCCUUUGUUUUAAAGGCUUUGCAUUUUUAUAAUGUGGGAAUUAAAUGACUAUCCUAAGUAAUAAGUCAGUAGACCCAAAGCACUUGCAUUCAAUGCAUUUUGUUUAUAAAAAGAGGCCUUGUUUUUCAGCUUCAUCUGCAGUUCUAUGUGAAGAUUGACAAAUCAAUUUUUACUUAUUUUAUUAAUAAAACCUAAUUUGGAUAUCUUGAGUUGAUGGUUUUGUGAUUUAGUUGGGUAAACUGUCUUUGUAACAGAUAAGUUAUUUAUAAAAAUUAAAAAAAAUAUAUUGUAA